GGGGUGCGUGCAUCCGUCAAUAAGUUACGUAGGUCAAAAAUGUAUUUACCCAAAUUCUAUAAAUGGUCUAUUCAGCCAGUAUAAAGUUGCAAAUUACAUUUAGUUUGCCCCUCCAGAAAUAUGAUGUAUGUUAUCCUAAACAAGGUUGCAUGGUGCACACCUCACGUGCUCCAAUUGGUGCGGUCCUGAAAACGAACACUUCCUCGGCUUCAAAUUGAGUGCACUAUUUACAACUCAAUCGCAACCUCGCUGCCAAAGGUUGAGGGAGCAUGCAGUUUGCUUUCAAGUUAGCGUUAAACGAGGUACUUCAAAGUGGGGUCUCUCCGACUGAGGUUUAAUAUAGCUACCAUUCUCCUCCUUGCAACGGUUGUGAUUCACUGCAUCAUAUGGACAAGGGACAAUCGCUGGUUCAUGGGGCUUUAUGCUAGAGUGAGCCAGCCAAGGCAGAGUCUUACACCCCGCAGUGUCUAACGUUACGGAUUCUCCAAUACAUCAAGCCGCAUUGCUACAUGGAGCUAUCAGUGUUGGGUUGACUUAAUUCAGCUUUUUACACCAGAUGUGUUGUAGACUACGUUUGCAUUUGGUUUCGCUGAUUAUUUACUCUAGCAUCGAUAAUAAUGGACUGAAAGUUGCGGGUAAACAACAACAACCUGCAGUGAUUUCUUGUUUGUAUAAAUGAUAGAGGAUACGAUGACACUGUUGUCUCUUUUGGGUCGGAUCAUGCGUUAUUUUCUGCUCAGACCAGAGACCUUGUUCCUUCUAUGCAUAAGCCUUGCUCUGUGGAGUUACUUCUUCCACACUGAUGAGGUGAAAACCAUCGUCAAGUCCAGCCGGGAUGCUGUCAAAAUGGUCAAGGGGAAAGUGGCGGAGAUUAUGCAGAAUGACAAAUUCGGGGGUCUCGACGUUCUGGACGCAGAGUUCUCCAAAACUUGGGAGUUCAAGAGCAACAAUGUGGCGGUGUACUCCAUCCAAGGCCGGAGAGAUCACAUGGAAGACCGCUUCGAGGUCCUCACUGACAUCGUGAACAAGAGUCACCCUUCUAUAUUUGGGAUUUUUGAUGGCCAUGGGGGAGAGACCCUGUCUAUGGGCUGCCAGUGUUUUUCUAAGGAGCUCUACUGCUCAGGCAUGCUCUAG
Messenger RNA from Salvelinus sp. IW2-2015, 1134 nucleotides. Lineage: Eukaryota; Metazoa; Chordata; Actinopteri; Salmoniformes; Salmonidae. The record is from RefSeq and is a predicted model, not a curated record.